UUAGUCGGGGCUUGACAGUCGCUCCUCUCCCCUUAAAAUUAUCAAUUCCUGACAUUAAUUCCAUCAUCCAUUGAUCAUCAACCCACCGAUCAAUGAGUGAUAAAUAAAUAAAAACAAGUGACAAUGGUGUAGAAUAAUCAUGGGGAAUGGAAAAUUCAAAUGAAAAUUCACCGCCAUCUUCCAGCUGACGGAGGACUCGUCUUCCCGAUGAAUUCCCGUGAAUUCUCGUGAAUUCUCUUGAGUUGUUAAUAGCGAGAUGAAUUCUCCGGUGCUCGCGAAAAAUUAAUUAAGCGAGGGAGUAAACUCGUGUUGAGGGGAUAAUUGAAUUUUUUUUUUUUUUCUUCAUGAGUGACUCUGGAUGGGGUUGAGAGGGAUGUACUUGCAUGAGUGCUUGGGGGGUACAUCCACCCCCUCAUUAACUGGAGAAUGUGGAGUAUACGGUGUGUGAUGGGGGAUGUAACGGGGCAAUUGUGUGAGUUUAUUUGUCAUUACUCUUGUGGUAUUGUGCAAUGCCCGGUCAUGGACAAACGGUGAUUGAUCCACGGAAAAUAAUAAUAAUCGAUAGGGGGUGGGGGAUCAAUCGAUUGGAGAUAAAUUGACCAUUUUUUAUUUAUUUAUUUUUUUUAAUCUGUGAUGGACGGCCGCCGAGGUCUCGAUCAACCUGCAGGCCAUCAUGAGAACCGGAAGUGACAGUGAGAAAUGGCAUCCGGAUACCAAGGAGUCGAGGUUUCGGCUCGCGUGACAUCGCCGACGGCUCAGAAAGCCCCGAAAAUAUCAAAAAUAAUGACAACAGGAUCAAUCGAGAAUUAAGAGGAAGAAGAAAAUAAAUCACUUCCAACAAUCACAAUUAGAUGAUAAAACGAUCCAUCAAAUCCCCGAUAUCCACCCCGCGAUCCCGAGCAAAACGUCAAAAGCACCAGAGCACCAACAAACAACCAACCCUCUAGUAUGACGGUGAUGCUGCUGCAACGUUUUGCCGCGCCGCAAUCGAAGAAAUCACUCCACAACUCAUGCGACUACGAAAUAAGUAAUUACCAACAAUUGGGAAAACAAUUGGGCAAUCAACUGGGCAAUCAAUUGGCCAAUCAAUUGACUCUGGUAAUCGAGAGAAAAUCAAGUGAUCACAUUAUAAAGGACAGUGUCGAAACAAUAAUCGACAAUUGCUACUGCAACAACAACAAUAAAACAAACAAGAGCAGUUACACCGAGAAAGAGAAGAUAGCAAACGCAACGAAUACGUGCAAGAACGAGCAAUUCCGUACCAGUGGCUGCUGUCACAGUCAGGCAUUGUCAAAUAUCAAUAACAACAGCACCGAGGCUACGGAGAGUGACGAAUUACUGGGAAGAAAUAGAAAUCCUGGUAGACAAGAGACUAUAACAUCACGUACAACAGCAGCUACAACGAGUACAGCGUGUACUCAAUUGACAUCGGCGUCACAAAGCCGAUACUGUAGCCAAGGUGUCGUGAUGCGAUAUUAUCGAUUAUGGAUAUACGCCUGUAACAUAGUACUGCUUGGAAGUGCACUUGGUUUUGCCGUUGUUGUAUCACGUACACUCCUCUUCUCCAGCGAUCCACGACGUUUUUUGGUACCAGGUGUACCAAGAGCAUGGGAUCCAACAGCCCUCUAUGCAUAUCUAGCACUGGCAACCCAACUUGGUCUUGUUCAGUUGCUUGGUUGUAUAGCAGCUAGACGUCUCAGUGCUAAACUCCUCAAUGCCUACUGGAUUCUACUGCUAGCACUUCUAUUUGGUGAUGCAAUUAUUGGAGUCGCUUGGGUAUUCAAGUUUGAGAGGAUGAGGGCCGAGUUGAGACCUGUGCUAAGAUUAAAAUUACAGUUGGAUUAUGGUAGGGAUGGAAGAUUCAGUGAUAACUGGGACACAUUGCAGAGGGAUUUUGGCUGCUGUGGUGUUACUGGACCCAGUGAUUUUGACAGUAGAUUUAUACCUGACAGUUGCUGUGGUCCAGCUGUGUUGAGUAGUGCUAGUGUUGUUGGUGGUAAUGACAAUGAUACUGUUGGCUGUUAUCAGCCAUUUGCCAAUGGUUGUGAGGAGUAUCUCAUGCAGUGGUUGAGAAAGACAGCUGAUCUUCUGUUUGUCCUUGGAUUUUGUGUUAUAGCAUUCGCUAAGUUGUGCUUCCUCGGUAUACUGAGGUAUGAGAUUAGGGAGAUGAUACAGAAAAUUCGUCUGCUCAGGGAACCACCGCCAAUGGCAUCAGCCGCUUUUAUUCAGUCGUUCUGUCAGCCACCAGCUAUGACAACUGCCGUUACAACAACAACAAGUGGCUCAUCUUGCACUGCAACAGCUACCUUAGCUGGUGGUGAUCCUGCUAAGGGAAUGAUUAACUACGUUGGACCUAGACGUACGACACUGCCCAUUGUCGUUUCAUCAUCAGCUGUCAAUAAUAAUCCAUCGAGUUUUGGCAACAAUGUUCCCCUCCUUCCACAGCAGUUGGAUCAGGACUACGGUGUUAAGCAUCCCCUGUUAUUCAGUAGUAAUCUCCAACAGGACACUGGUGCUGACAGCGAUACUAAUAGUCACUGUGCCCUUAUCCUGGAGGAGACAACACCAACAUCGACAGCCCAUCGCAAUUGCAAUGCAUCCAAGGAGAAGAGCAAUGGUAACAAUAAUUACGAGAUGAGGGAGUUUAAUCGUCGUUAUUUAAUGUCAAAUGGUGGUAGCCCACCAACGGGAAUAACUAUUGUUGGACAAAAUAGAAGGACCUGACUAUGGAAGUGGUGGCGACAAACGUCGAAUCGUUUUUUAUACAGAAAUAAUAGACCAGUCGAGCUUGAUGCAUUCUACAAGUAGCCUGUUCUCGUUUAGCUCGAUUUAAUAUUGUUGUUGAAUUUUUAGUUGACUUUUUUUUUUCUUUUCUAUUCAAUCCGGGAGAAUUAAUUUCCAGGACUUUCAUCCAUUUAAUCCCAGAAUAAUUAUAUAAUACAGUGUCUCGUUAAUUAAUCCUCCCAGUCAUCGAUCAUCACGUAAAUUUAAAAUAUAUCUGGAGGGUUCAGAGGGUCGUGUGAUUAAGACGGAAAUGUGUCGGAUUUUUUUCGUGAAUAUUAGAACGGGAAAUAAAUUAUUUACUCUCUCCUGUCCGAUCUCGUCGAUGUGUA
Molecule: messenger RNA, 3113 nt
Organism: Fopius arisanus
Lineage: Eukaryota; Metazoa; Arthropoda; Insecta; Hymenoptera; Braconidae
Exons: 3
Coding region: 949-2724 (591 amino acids)
Cellular component (GO): plasma membrane
Source: RefSeq, a predicted model, not a curated record